UCAUUACAUCAUUAUAACGCGACGAGCCGAGGAAGGGCAGAUGUUAACGUGCAUGCUGAUGACUCCAGUUAUAAUUACAGGCUGUUUGGUUCUCGAGCACGACGACUAAUAAACACACAUCCAUACACUAUCAAAAUAGUGUAUAUUUUUGGAGCAGCUGUUCACGUUAAAGAGCGACGCACAAGCCAGCACGUUUGAAGAUGUCUGUAACGGAGAUGUUUAGCUACAUCCAAGGAUUUUUGAGCGCCGAUCAAGAUAUUCGAGAGGACAUAAGAAAAGUUGUCCAAAUUCUUGAGCAGACAGCUAGAGAGAUCCUCACCGUUCUUCAAAGUGUCCAUCAACCGAGUGGUUUCAAAGACAUUCCCAGCAAGUGCUUGAGGGCUAGAGAGCUGUUCUGCACUGUAAGAAACCACACCGGAGAGCUGAAAACGAAGUUCCCCGUGGAACAGUACUAUCGGUAUCACGAACACUGGAGAUUUGUUCUUCAACGUCUCGCCUUCCUUGCAGCUUUUGUGGUGUACCUGGAAAGCGAGUCCUUGGUUAGACGUGAGGAAGUGGCAAAAAUACUCGACAUUGAAGUUGACAGAGAAAAAGGGUUUCAUUUGGAUGUGGAAGACUAUCUAGCGGGAGUUCUUAUUUUGGCCAGCGAGCUGUCCAGGCUGGCGGUGAACAGCGUGACCGCAGGGGACUAUGGACGUCCGCUAAGGAUCUCAAACUUUAUCAAUGAGCUUGAUUCUGGCUUUCGGUUGCUCAACUUAAAAAACGACCCUCUUCGCAAGCGCUACGAUGGCCUCAAGUACGAUGUGAAGAAGAUCGAGGAGGUGGUGUACGAUCUUUCCAUCCGAGGCCUCGCCAAGGAGCAGGAGGCUGGAGGAGAUAAGUAAAGGUGUUGUGGGAACACAAGAGGCCGCGGGCGCUACCCUGGCUGGGAUUCUCCACGACCGGAAGAGCAGUUAAACCUGUCUGGAGGAAGAAGGGAGGGAGUAGAGGUUUUGAAGCCCCAGCAGCCUUGGGCAGUGUCUUUUAAACCACCUGCUCACCAUGACUUCAGGUUUUAGCGGGGAGAUCUUCUCUUUCUCACUUUUGUUGAGAGAUGGUUAUGUACAAAUGCAUUUGUUUGCCUGUUUAGUUUUUUUUUGUUUGUUUUCUUGCCAGUUGGACGCUUUUUACUGCUAUUGACUUUUUUCUGUCUCGGCCGUGUCAGUGGUGAAUCAUUGUACAGUUUAAAAAAAAAAAAAAAAAAAAAAAAAAAUUCUGGGGUGGAAGAUACUUAAAUGAUGUUGAAAACAGAAGUUGUGUGCCUGUUUUAUGGCUUCAUGUCCAGCGGAGACAUGAAGACAUUUUCUUGAUGUUAAACUACAUAAAUAUUACGUAUGAAACACACCUAUACUCAUUGAUUUAUCAUAUUGGGUUUUGUACUUGAGCACUUCUCUUGAAUGUAAGUUCAAAUGACUUGUUAAUGGUAGCUUGCUGGUACAUGAAGAUAAAUUUAAACCUUGUGCCAAAAUGUUUAGUUCUAAUUCCAUAAAUGCAUAUUAAAUCUUUAAAUCGUCUAGUGCUUUCCUUAACCACUGGUGUGCAUAUUUAUGCUUUAUUAUAUUACUCCAUUAAAAAGAGUUCAUCCAAUUA
Messenger RNA from Puntigrus tetrazona (Sumatra barb), 1629 nucleotides. RefSeq names its product translin (gene tsn). Lineage: Eukaryota; Metazoa; Chordata; Actinopteri; Cypriniformes; Cyprinidae. The transcript is spliced from 6 exons. Gene Ontology annotation, cellular component: nucleus; cytoplasm. Gene Ontology annotation, molecular function: sequence-specific DNA binding; RNA binding; single-stranded DNA binding. The coding region runs from base 201 to 884 and encodes 227 amino acids. The record is from RefSeq and is a predicted model, not a curated record. Gene Ontology annotation, biological process: RNA metabolic process.